AUGUCGGAGGUGUCGAACUCCCUCCUUGAAGACCCUGUCAGAAGACCACUUCCACGUCCAGAGUUAUGUCCGUGCUGCUACGGGCUGGUAGAGCGUCGUAGAGGUCAUGAGCCAAACGCUCGGGAACUGAACAUAACGAAUGACCUGACCCCCGAGCUUGGCAGGAGGAGACGAGUGGCUUGGGGAGCGUAUAAGAGCAUCAAGGAUGUAGUGAAGAAGACCAGGAACACCCGGCUCCGCGCUCACCUUUUCAACACCACCGUACUUCCUGCUUUGACUUAUGCUUCGGAAACCUGGGCAUUUCGCAAGCAGGAACAAAACGCGGUGAACGUCAUUGAACGCGCAAUUGAGAGAGUGAUCCUAGGAGUAUCCCGUUUCACGCAAGUGAGGAACGGGAUUGGAACUUCUCUCCUACGUCAGCGAUCGAAGAUUAGAGACGACGCCGCGUUUGCCAAGGAAGGUAAAAUAAGGUGGGCCGGACACGUGAUGGGCUUUAAUGACAACCGUUGGACCAGAGCCGUGAGCGACUGGGUUAUCCGCGAUAUUAAGCGCACUACAAGAAGACCGCCGACCCGAUAA
Necator americanus (New World hookworm) is the source of this 579-nucleotide messenger RNA. RefSeq lists its product as uncharacterized. The record is from RefSeq and is a predicted model, not a curated record. The transcript has 2 exons. Lineage: Eukaryota; Metazoa; Nematoda; Chromadorea; Rhabditida; Ancylostomatidae. The coding region runs from base 1 to 579 and encodes 192 amino acids.